Messenger RNA from Arabis nemorensis, 513 nucleotides. NCBI's taxonomy places the organism in Eukaryota, Viridiplantae, Streptophyta, Magnoliopsida, Brassicales, Brassicaceae. The record is from the annotation of a GenBank genome assembly.
AUGGGAAACAGCUUAAGGUGUUGUCUUGCAUGUGUUCUUCCAUGUGGAGCACUAGAUUUGAUCAGGAUCGUUCAUCUAAACGGCUACGUUGAGGAAAUCACACGGCCAAUAACCGCCGGAGAGAUCCUUCAAGCAAACCCUAACCAUAUCUUAAGCAAACCAUGUUCUCAGGGUGUUGUCCGUAAAAUCUUGAUCUUGUCCCCUGAAUCUGAGCUCAAGAGAGGAAGCAUUUAUUUUCUCAUCCCUGAUUCUUCCUUGCCGGAGAAGAAAAGGAGGAGAAAAGACGGUGGUCAUCGCCGGAAAAAGACUCUCAUCGACAAAAACAACAACAACCCUAGCGCCGAUGUUAAAGGUGAAGAUGAUCAAUGUGUGAAGUUGUGUGACAAGUACUUAGAAGAAGUUGUGUCGUCGACGACUGGUAAAGAACACCGUCAUCGCCGGCGACAUAGCAGAUCGGCGUCAGUAUCCACGUGGCGGCCUCACCUUGAUAGUAUCUCUGAGGAUCUUAAUUAA